Molecule: messenger RNA, 1746 nt
Organism: Venustampulla echinocandica
Lineage: Eukaryota; Fungi; Ascomycota; Leotiomycetes; Helotiales; Pleuroascaceae
Product: putative metallocarboxypeptidase ecm14
Exons: 2
Coding region: 1-1746 (581 amino acids)
Biological process (GO): proteolysis
Molecular function (GO): metallocarboxypeptidase activity; zinc ion binding
Source: RefSeq, a predicted model, not a curated record
AUGCAGCUUCCGCAGCGCAUACUCUCCCUCCUGCUAUCUGCCUGCCUUCUUCUCUGUCUUUGCCCCGGCAUCAAGGCCUUCGCAGUUCCAUGGGCUUCGAACCACAACCCCCAACCCGCCGAGCAGGAGCAUAAACCGUCUACCGUCUUCCCACAAUUGACAUGGCUUCGGGACACGGCGAUAGAGAAAGUGUUUGGUCUCCCCCCGAAGGCUACCCAAAAGAAGGGUUGCCAUAAAUCAAGCUUGGUGUCGGGUCUCUCGACUUCGCAAUUGCCCGCGACUUUAUUAACAAAAUAUGGAGGAGAUGUGGUCCUGCGAUUCAAUUUGACCACGCCAGCCGAGGAGACCGCACUUGCAGAGGCGGCGGAUACCCUUUUCUUGGAUGUUUGGGAGUUCACCGGCAACUGGGCUGAUAUUCGUCUUAGGAAAGAUGAUGUGCCAUCUCUCCUUGGCUUGCUACCGAAAUCCUUACAAAAUGCAUACUCUCCAUUAAUGCCUGAUCUGGCAAAGUCCAUUUACGAAUCCUACCCUUCCAUGGCGCAGACUGAGCCUGCGUUUCCUCCCACUUCCCCUGGAGGUCGAGCAUUUACACCCGCCUUAAAAACGUCGGAUGGAGUCGAAAAUAUGUUCUUCCGCGACUAUCAGCCUCUGUCUGUCAUGCUGCCAUGGAUGCGCCUAAUGGCGUCGAUGUUUACAACUCAUGUUCGAAUGAUCAAUAUCGGGACUUCUUACGAGGGACGGGACAUUCCAGCACUCCGAGUUGGCGUUACUCCAGCUCUCCCACAAAACAACCCGGAACCAAGAAAGACGAUUAUCAUAUCCGGCGGUUUUCACGCUCGUGAGUGGAUCUCAGUGAGCACCGUAACAUACGUUGCUUGGUCGCUCAUAACCUCAUAUGGGAAAUCCCCCGCCAUGACAAAGCUCCUGGAAGAGUUUGACUUUGUAUUCAUCCCUACGGUAAACCCGGAUGGAUAUGUCUAUACAUGGGAAAACGACCGGUUAUGGCGUAAGAACCGUCAGCAAACAAGCCUAAGAUUCUGUCGAGGUCUAGAUCUCGACCGAGGAUUUGGCUAUGAAUGGGACGGCAACUCACCGCCCAGUAACCCCUGUUCAGAAAGCUAUUCAGGAGAAGCGCCAUUUCAAGCCGUGGAAUCACGUAGACUCGCCGAAUGGGCCAAGAAUGAGACGCAGAACAACGGUAUCCGUUUUGUCGGCUUCCUUGAUAUGCAUUCAUACUCUCAACAAGUCCUAUAUCCUUACUCAUACUCGUGCAACGCCGAGCCACCAAGCCUGGAAAAUCUCGAAGAACUGGGCAUGGGCCUCUCGAAAGCGAUCAGAAUUUCCAGCGGGCAGUUGUAUGGCGUAGCAUCAGCCUGCGAAGGGGCGGUCCCACCUGUCGCUGGCAAAGGUCGAGCAUCCCGCAUGGAAACUGGAGCUGGCAGCGCCAUUGAUUGGUUCUAUCACGAAGUCGGCGUCCGCUAUAGCUAUCAGAUCAAACUACGUGAUACAGGUAGCUACGGCUUCUUACUGCCCAAGGAAAAUAUCAUUCCUACAGGAGAGGAAACCUUUAUGGCCGUGAAAUAUUUCGGUGACUUUUUGCUAGGGAAUAAGGGGAUUGAAGCUGAUGAGGUUGGUAAAAUGGAGACCUUGCGGGAGAAGCACAGUGCCGAAGGGCUUGUAGGGGAUGAGGAGGAGCUCGAUGAGGAGUUCCGUGAGCUCCGGUGGGAUCUUAAAAGGAGGAGGUAG